Triticum aestivum (bread wheat) is the source of this 2533-nucleotide messenger RNA. RefSeq names its product cation/calcium exchanger 1. The record is from RefSeq and is a predicted model, not a curated record. Bases 568 to 2268 code for a protein of 566 amino acids. Gene Ontology annotation, cellular component: membrane. Gene Ontology annotation, molecular function: monoatomic cation transmembrane transporter activity. Gene Ontology annotation, biological process: transmembrane transport; monoatomic cation transport. The transcript has a single exon. Lineage: Eukaryota; Viridiplantae; Streptophyta; Magnoliopsida; Poales; Poaceae.
AAAAGAAUGGUCGACAUUUUUCUUGUGUUAUUAGGAAAGAAAUGGUCCACAUCGACCAAACACACAUGCUGACAUGCCGUCGUUGUGCCCUAAUCAAAGCAGCAGGCUGAUUAAUCACUUGUGAUCUGACAUUCGUAUGUCUAGCAUUUUUGUUUGUCAGCUGAUUAAGCACCAACUGAUGAUGAUGAGGUUUCGGCUUGCAGUUUGUAAGCUCGCGUCUUCUAUCUUUCUGCCCAAGCUCAUCGUCAUCAUUGUUCUAAGCUCAUGUGGCAUGCAAGAUGGAACAUGGCUGCCGCGUCACCAGGAAGAAGAAUGAUGCAGCUUCCAAAAGGGAUCUGCUCAGCUGCCAUGUGUCCCUUCCUACCAAAAGUCCACACAAAGUCACAAACGUACUCAUCUGCAGCCACAAAACCAAAUUUGAUUUGAUCACGGGCCGACCGACCAAUGCUACAAGACAUGCGAGCUCCACCGCGGCCAUGCAUGGCGCCACAGCAUUACUGUACCUCAGCUGAGCUCCACCGCCGUAUUCGAUUACAGUAGCUGAGCUGAGCUCCGGACAUCAACGCCAUGGCUUUCUUGCAGAGGAUGUACAAGAGCAGGCGCAAUGCCGCCGCCGUGACCGCGAGCGCCUCCUUCCUGCUGCUCCUGCUCGUCGUCAUAUGCCUUUCCCUGCGCACGCAGCACGGCGGGACCUUCUUCUUCGGCUCGGGCGCCGGAGGGCGGGAGCCGGGGAGCUGCGAGGCGGAGCUGCAGGCGCUGGAGGGCCGCGCCGCGCGGUGCCGGUACCUCCGCUCGUCGUCCCACCCGCCGUGCGCGCCGACCGGGUACGUCGACUACCUCGCGCUCUUCUACUGCGCGUGCGGGGAGGACGAGGAGGGGCUCUGGUGGUGGUCGCCGUGGCUGGGCGGCGCGGCGAUCGCGCUCUGGCUGCUCCUUCUCUUCUACCUCCUCGGCGACACCGCCUCCGAGUACUUCUGCGCCUCGCUGGAGGGCCUCUCUGCCGCGCUCCGCCUGCCGCCCGCCGUGGCCGGGGUCACGCUGCUCUCGCUCGGCAACGGCGCGCCCGACGUGCUCUCCAGCGUCGUGGCGUUCGCGUCCGACGGCGGGGAGGCGGGGGACGUGGGGCUCAGCGGCGCGCUCGGCGGCGCGCUGUUCGUGUCCACCGUCGUCGCCGGCGUGGUCGCCAUCGUCGCCGCUCGCCGCGGUGGCGCCGUCAUUGAGCGGAGCGGGUUCGUGCGCGACGUGUGCUUUCUUCUCGUCGCGCUCUGCUACCUCCUCGCCGUGCUGGUCGCCGGCACGGUCACGGUGUGGGCGGCCGCGUGCUUCCUCUCCCUCUACGCCGCCUACGUCCUCCUCGUCUCGACGUCGCACUGCUGCUCCGCCGCCGCCGACGACGACAGCACAAAGACAAUGAAGCCUUCCGAUGACCUCGCCGCCCCGCUCCUCCUCCCGGUCACCGUAUCCUCCAAGCAGCCACCAAGGACCUUCGCCAGCGGCCUCUUGGCCGCAGUCCACGCGCCGCUCUACCUCCCGCGCCGCCUCACCAUCCCGGACAUCGACGGGCACCGCUGGUCCAGGCCGUAUGCCAUCACGUCAGCGCUCCUCGGCCCUCUCCUCCUCGCCGUAGUCACCUCCCCGACCAGCCCGACCGCGCUCCUCGCCGGCACCCUCACCGGCACGCUCCUCGCCAUCGCCGCGGCCGCGACCACGGACGCCGCGGCACCACCACACGGCCGGUACGCCCGCCUCGUGUGGCUCAGCGGCGGGUUCCUCAUGUCCAUCCUCUGGUCCUACCUCCUGGCCCGGGAGCUCGUGGCCCUCCUCGUGUCCACCGGCAUCAUCGUCGGCGUCCCCGCGAGCGUGCUGGGGGUCACCGUGCUCGCGUGGGGCAACUCCCUCGGCGACAUGGUCGCGGACGUGGCGAUGGCGACGCAGGACGGCGCGGCGGGCGCCCAGACGGCCGUGGCGGGGUGCUACGCCGGGCCGGCGUUCAACACGGUGGUGGGGCUGGGGCUGUCGAUGGCACUGGCGGCGGGGGCGCGGUACCCGGAGCCGUACAGGAUCCCGGUGGAUGCGGCGACGUACGUGACGGUGGCGUUCCUGGUGGGCGGGCUGGCGUGGGCGUUGGUGGUGCUGCCGGCGAGGGGGAUGAGGCUGGACGUCACGCUCGGUGCCGGGCUGCUCGCCGUGUACCUCUGCUUCAUCGCCGUCCGGGUCGCCGACGCCGUCGGCGUCCUCAGCCUAGAUUCUCUCCUACCGAGACAGUGAUUGAGGACUGUCGGAUUUGAUUUGAUGGUGCAGCGGCAAGAUCGAACAAGAUCCUGAGGCUAAAAGAGUAGUAGUACGUAGGUUGGUGCGGAAGUGAUGGAGCUGGCUUGGCUUGGCUGCUUCUCACACACGCUCGUGACACUUCAGUUGUGAGAGGGCAAUGCAUGCAUGUGGAUAUGUAAAGCCACAAAACAAAGUCAUUCUUUGUUAUCUGUUGUAAAUUAAGUAUGAUAUAGGAAAAAGGGGAUGAAGUACUUGUCUAUAA